Pseudogymnoascus verrucosus is the source of this 171-nucleotide messenger RNA. RefSeq lists its product as uncharacterized. The transcript is spliced from 2 exons. NCBI's taxonomy places the organism in Eukaryota, Fungi, Ascomycota, Leotiomycetes, Thelebolales, Thelebolaceae. Bases 1 to 171 code for a protein of 56 amino acids. The record is from RefSeq and is a predicted model, not a curated record.
AUGUACAUGCUCUUCGGCCCCUUCAACUUCCUUGCCCUAACGCACAUCUACCUCGCGGCGCCCGAGACCAAGGGCAAGAUGCUCCAGGAGAUGGACGAGGUCUUCGACAAAAAGCGCAAGGCGUGGCACGGCCCAAGGGCUCGCGCACGGACGACCCCGCGUCGCGCUUAG